UGGGGACUCUGCUGAGGACGCCGGGAAGGACCCGUAGUCCGAGGCCAGGAGCAGCAGUUGGGCUUGGUCGAGGCUGCUGACAACAUGUCCCGCGUGUCGGUGCCCUGCCAUGUGAAAGGUACCGUGGCCCUGCAGGUGGGCGACGUGCGAACCUCCCAAGGCCGGCCUGGUGUGCUGGUCAUCGAUGUCACCUUCCCCAGCGUCGCGCCCUUUGAGUUACAGGAGAUAAUGUUUAAGAAUUACUACACAGCCUUUCUGAGCAUCCGUGUUCGCCAGCAUACCUCAACACACACACCAGCCAAGUGGGUGACCUGCCUGCGGGACUACUGCCUCAUGCCUGAUCCACACAGUGAAGAGGGAGCCCAGGAGUAUGUAUCGUUGUUCAAGCAUCAGAUGCUGUGUGACAUGGCCAGAGUACUGGAACUGCGCCUGAUUCUGCGACAGCCAUCACCACUAUGGCUGUCUUUCACAGUGGAGGAACUGCAGAUUUACCAGCAGGGACCAAAGAGCCCCUCCAUGACCUUCCCCAAGUGGCUCUCCCACCCAGUGCCUUGUGAGCAGCCUGCUCCCCUCAUUGAGGGUCUCCCAGACCCCAACAGGGUAUCCUCCGAGGUGCAGCAGAUGUGGGCGCUGACAGAGAUGAUCCGGGCCAGUCACACCUCUACAAGGAUCGGCCGCUUUGAUGUGGAUGGCUGUUAUGACCUCAACUUGCUCUCCUACACUUGAACUAUGUCUCUUAGCCAAGAUGUUGGCCUUCCGUGUCCACCCAGACCUGAUUUGGGCCACCAGAGGCUGAAGUGCUUUCCCUGUGCAUUCCGAGUGUUG
Nyctereutes procyonoides (raccoon dog) is the source of this 825-nucleotide messenger RNA. RefSeq names its product nicolin 1, tubulin polyglutamylase complex subunit (gene NICN1). Gene Ontology annotation, cellular component: nucleoplasm. The record is from RefSeq and is a predicted model, not a curated record. The transcript is spliced from 6 exons. NCBI's taxonomy places the organism in Eukaryota, Metazoa, Chordata, Mammalia, Carnivora, Canidae. Bases 85 to 726 code for a protein of 213 amino acids.